Messenger RNA from Ananas comosus (pineapple), 2007 nucleotides. RefSeq lists its product as uncharacterized. Gene Ontology annotation, cellular component: chloroplast; cytoplasm. NCBI's taxonomy places the organism in Eukaryota, Viridiplantae, Streptophyta, Magnoliopsida, Poales, Bromeliaceae. The transcript is spliced from 8 exons. The record is from RefSeq and is a predicted model, not a curated record. Bases 307 to 1770 code for a protein of 487 amino acids.
UUAUUUUAAUUUCUCCCCCCUCUCACCGCCGUUCACAGCGGAAUGUAAUGAGCAAGGAGACUAGAACAAACCCCUCUUUCUCUCUCCCAUAAAACCGCGCCAUAUUCGUAAACUCCUCUCUUUCUCUCUCUCUCUCUCUCUCUCUCUAUUGAGUCUAGAUCCAGAGAUCGGUGCGUGUCCCCGAUGACGAGGGUGCGGCGGCGAGGGCAUCAUCGGGCCAUCUAAGGCGGCGGCGGCGGCGGUGUCGAGGGAUUGGAGACGGGGUCGUCGUCUCCGGCGGCGGCGGCGGCGGGGGAGGCGGAGGCGAUGCCUAGGACGCGGCUCCGGGUGUGGUUCGUGACGGUGUGCGCCGCGAUCGUGGCGUGGACCUGCCUCGUCCAGCUCAUCGCCUUUGGGCGCCUAUGGCGCCAUCGCAGCGGCGGCGGCGCAUCCUCCGCCGAGUCCUGGGAUUGGAACCCUACUCGGAUCCUGUUUAGGUUUGGGGUCGGGGCGUCGGAUCCGUCGCCUGCUCCUUCGCCGCUGCCACCUCCCAGACUCUACACGAGCAAUGGUUAUUUAACAAUAUCUUGCAAUGGUGGCUUGAACCAAAUGCGUUCAGCAAUAUGUGAUAUGGUGACUGUUGCUCGUUUGCUUAAUCUCACACUGGUUGUUCCAGAGCUUGAUAAGACAUCUUUUUGGGCUGACUCAAGUGUCUUUGGUGACAUUUUUGAUGUGAGACAUUUCAUUGAUUCGUUAAGAGACGAGGUUCAUAUAGUUAAAAGGCUUCCAAAGAAGUUUAGUGAGAAUGCUUCCAGCAAUUUACUUAGGAUGCGUCCAGUGAGCUGGUCGGAUGAUAAAUACUACUUGCAACAGAUCUUGCCACUCUUCAACAAAUUCAAGGUGAUACAUUUUAAUAAGACAGAUGCGCGGCUGGCAAAUAAUGGCCUUCCUUUGGAGCUGCAGAAGCUGAGGUGUCGUGUUAAUUUCCACGCACUAAAAUUUACUCCUCAAAUUGAGGAAUUGGGGAAUAAAUUGGUUCAAAUCCUUCAACAAAGGGGAUUUUUUGUGGCCUUACAUUUGAGAUAUGAGAUGGACAUGCUGGCUUUCUCUGGCUGUACGUAUGGUUGCUCUAAGGAAGAAUCUGAGGAGCUGAAAAGGAUGAGAUAUGCAUAUCCAUGGUGGAGGGAGAAAGAGAUAAAUUCAGAAGCCAAGAGAUUGCAAGGCUUGUGUCCGCUUACGCCAGAGGAGACCACACUAAUCUUAAAAGCAUUGGGAUUCGAUAAGAAUACUCAAAUCUACAUUGCGGCUGGUGAAACUUAUGGUGGAGAGAGAAGGCUUAAAGAAUUACAAACAGCAUUUCCUAACCUUGUGAAGAAGGAGAUGCUGGUUGACCAAGAGAUUCUGGGACAAUUUCGAAAUCACUCUUCCCAAAUGGCCGCACUGGAUUACAUGGUUUCGAUAGCCAGUGAUGUUUUUAUCCCCACAUAUGAUGGAAACAUGGCAAAGGUUGUUGAAGGCCAUCGUAGGUAUCUUGGAUAUCAAAAGAGUAUCUCUCUGGACAGGAGAAAAUUAGUGGAUCGUCUAGACUUGUACAAGAAUAACACUCUUUCGUGGGAUGAAUUUGCAUCCUCUGUUCGCGAAAUUCACAAAAAGAGUGUUGGACAACCAGCCUGCCGAAGAGUAGUAGCUCACAAGCAUAAGGAGGAAGACUACUUUUAUGCUAACCCUUACGAGUGCUUAGUUAAUACAUCAUGGUGCGUCGAACAAGGAAAUUCUCGCUCUUCAAGAUGAUUAGUUAUCAAUCAAUUAAAUAUAGCAUUUACCGGAGGUAAAAAAGCCCCUUUUUUUGUUAUGUUGAGUGUUUCUGUUUUCUGCAAGUUCUUCUUAAUUGGGAAGCAGCUUUUGUAAAGCCCUAAUUUGUUUUUAUUAUUCGUUUUUCUUAUUCAUCUCCUAAUUAAGUUUUGAUUUGCUGAGUUGUAAAUCAACAAAUUCAGAUGUAUCUAUGCAGCUGGGGUAUAUAGUUUGUUU